This is a messenger RNA of Cyphellophora europaea CBS 101466, 1791 nucleotides long. RefSeq lists its product as uncharacterized. The coding region runs from base 1 to 1791 and encodes 596 amino acids. The transcript is spliced from 4 exons. The record is from RefSeq and is a predicted model, not a curated record. Lineage: Eukaryota; Fungi; Ascomycota; Eurotiomycetes; Chaetothyriales; Cyphellophoraceae.
AUGCCAAACAGCCCAGUGAAGCGGGUUGGCCUGUUGGUUACGCUGCGCCAAUUCGGAAACAGAAUACUGUCAGGGUUCGACACUCCAGGUUACCGGGCAGCUGUGUCGAACACGAAGCUUGACACGUGUAGUGUGAUCUCUGUGACCGCACUCUUCGUCGUCACAGCAUGGUUUUCUCAGGCUACCUUUGCAUUUCACUCCGCAACCUCUUCACAGACGGGAAUCUGGGGCGCGCUCGGUUUGCUUGGAAUUUCGGACACACUGGCGAUCCUCCAAGUCCUCCAAAGCCUUCUGACCACAGCAUCCCUGGCCCUGCUGCUCAACAGUUUCGACAUACUCACAUGGAUACUCACCAAGCGCGACACGGGCAUAAGAACCCUUCGUCUGCUUGGCUUCUCGUCUGUAACUGGUCUAUGGGGCACUCUCGGUUUGCUCUUCAGCCAUCAUACCAGCACUUCCGAUAAGGCAUUGAUCGCGGUAAAACUUGGCCUCCUAGCUGCUACUUGGCUCUCAGGAGUCGUACUAUUCGCCAAGACCGAGAUUGUGGUCGUCAAUCAGUCGAUCUCAUCUUACAAUGUCACCGCAGGCAUUGGAAGUUUCAAAGGUGCAUAUGUUUCCGAGUUCUUGCAACAACUCCAGGAGACGAACGCAGGGUACAAUCAGACAAUAUUACCAUAUUCGAUCAUCAGAACUUCCUCUCAGCUAACGAUCAACCCAAGACAUUCAUUGAAGACACCGCCCGUCACUUGCAACAAAACCCUAGGGUGCGAUUCGUAUCUCCUCCCUGGUGGACUUGCAAUGUCUACGCCGUGGCCGCCAACGGACCAUGCAGACCACCCUCUUAUCACUAUACAUAGUGCGCCUGCCACGCAAAUCGAUUUUGAACGUGAUCAGGAGCAAGACCAAUCCUUUGACGUUGCUCAAGACUGCCUAGCCUUUGGCUCCCAGGGGUUUCUGGUGGGCAUGCAAUUCUGCCUGGCCAAAAGCAAAAGCAAACCGAACUCAUUGGCCGCAGGUUUAUUCGUUUGCACGCAAGGAGCGGAGCACGGUGAAUGUGUUACGAAAACAAAUCCGCCGAAACUUCUCACAACUUUCACAGCAUAUCAGCGCCACGCCACAGUCACAUCCGCGCGUGAUCACAUGACAAUGACCGCAAUACGAGAUGUCUCUGCACCGGUUCAUCAGGAUAAUGUCUCUGUCGAUGCGCUGAAAUUGGCAUUUUCCUGGCUCUUCAACUCUACCGCCGAGGGGAUCCCGAUGCCUUCCUCGGUCACACAGUACUUCUGGUCGAUGCAGGAUCAGCUUGACAAUGAUUAUUGGUCCAUGGAAGCAUACCAGAUGUUUCAGAGUCUACUGGCGUUCCCCUUCUGGCACUUCAACGAGAACAACUACGGCAACGUUCGGCUCCAGUCGGAUACAAUGGUCACUUCACUACCAGCAGAGUUUUACACAUUUGCGACGGUGGAGAAACCAAUGAGUAAGAUUUCGAUUGAUAGGGGCAUGUUCAUCACUUUCUGCAUUCUGCAGGUGAUUUGCAUCAGCUGUUUGUGGUCUGCACUGAUUUGCCAAUGGAUAUAUCACCACGGAAUGCCCACCAAAUCGUCUUAUCCGAUAAUCGACUUUACAAUGAAGACCCAGCAACGCUGUGAUCCACAGGCCUCGAAGUUGAUUAAGGCUACAGCCAGCCCGACGGGCGACGGUGGCAUAAUCGACCGCUAUGCAGACGACAACCUGAUCAGGCAGUUACUCAAAGAUGAAUAUACUGUCCUUCGCAACAUUGGGAGCAAAUAG